Messenger RNA from Daphnia carinata, 982 nucleotides. RefSeq names its product protein spaetzle 4-like. Bases 23 to 952 code for a protein of 309 amino acids. The transcript has 3 exons. Lineage: Eukaryota; Metazoa; Arthropoda; Branchiopoda; Diplostraca; Daphniidae. The record is from RefSeq and is a predicted model, not a curated record. Gene Ontology annotation, molecular function: growth factor activity; Toll binding. Gene Ontology annotation, biological process: regulation of Toll signaling pathway; central nervous system formation; innate immune response. Gene Ontology annotation, cellular component: extracellular region.
AGGUACAGUGUUGUCUGAAAAAAUGGUCUCCAGUGCCUGCCAAUCUUCCUUAGCAAGCAACAUGACAUUCGCAUUGGCGCUCGUGUUCCUUUGCAUCGUCUAUCGAGUUGAGUUAUCCAGUAUCGAAAAUAGGGACUUUUCCGGUCCACUUUGGUAUCCUUCUAGUUUAUUCAGAUUUACUAGACCAUCGACAAGCGGCCGUUCAAUAAACCGCCCAGUUCCGCUUUUGUACGGAUCAGCGACUAAUGUCAUUCAUCGACCUUUUAAUCCCUUCAGUCGUAUUGAUAUCCAAAACAAGACAGACGUCUUCAUUCCGAUUGUCGUAACAACAACUCCAGCAACCACGACGUCAACAACUUCAAUAUCCACAACGAUAACAACAACUCCAACGACAACAACAUUAGCCCCAACAAACCGGAAACCUGUCAAAUAUUGUAACCCAAAUGCACCACCUCCGUGUGUCAACAAACGAUUUGGUUUCUGCAUAAGCGACGAUGAUUAUCCCGACGAUGACAUUAAAUUGGCCACAGAGUUCUCCGAAUUGGCGGAUAAAUUCAGCUCCAAAUCGAUUGGCGAUGAUGAACCGGUUAAUUCAUUGGCCAACGCAGUUAAUAAUACUGGUUGCGUAACCACCAGUUUGAUUGUUAAACCGUUACGAGCACGAAAUAUCGACGGAGAUUGGAGAGUUAUCGUCCAAGAUGCCAGGAACAUUUUUCAAUGGACGCUGAUGGUCGUAUGUAGCAACACGGAUGCAAGCUGUCAUAAUCCCGAACGAAUCACCCCCGUCUUUUGUUUUAAUGGCAAAUGCAAACAAUUGUUUGCUGUUCGACGACUUCUAGCCUUCGAUCCUUGUAAUCCUGAUCGUCAAGUGUUUGUCGAUUCAUUUAAAUUGCCAACUGAAUGCAGUUGUCGCCUCUCCCGGACGUCUUGCGUGUACAAGUAUGAUGUUUGAUACAGUUCUCAUUGAUUGCUCAAUUGUAAA